Molecule: messenger RNA, 1256 nt
Organism: Anisakis simplex (herring worm)
Lineage: Eukaryota; Metazoa; Nematoda; Chromadorea; Rhabditida; Anisakidae
Source: the annotation of a GenBank genome assembly
GCUCCGACAUCUCAACUCAUGCAUUCGACAUUGAGACGGAUCUGUUCGGCGAACGGCCUGUAACGGCGGCAAGUAUAACACCAGAACAAGCACUUAUUCACAUGAUGAAGUGUAUGAUGGGUACUGGAAUGCUUUCUUUGCCGCUGGCCUUCAAAUAUUCAGGAUGGGCGUUGGGAUUGAUUUUACUGACCAUAAUCUGCUGGCUUAGCACUUAUUGUGCGAGGCAAUUGGUUAUUGCAUCGCAUUACACGUGCUUUAGGAAAGGACAGCAGAAAAUGGAUUAUGCAAAUGUUAUGAGAACAGCUGUUGAAUUAGGACCCGAAUGCAUCAGAGAAUACGGAUACUUUGCAAAGCAAACAGUUAACAUGAAUUUAUUUGUGGCGCAAUUCGGAUUUUGUUGUGUCUAUUUGGUGUUCAUGGCUGAUAACGUAAAGCAAUUUUUCGAUGAGACUUCAACGAUACGUUUAUCAACGAAUACGUGGAUUGCAAUACUGUUGAUACCUGAGGCAGCGUUGUGUACAAUUCGACAGUUGAAGGCAUUAGCGCCAUUAGCUUUUAUGGCGAACAUUGUUUAUAUGGUUGCCUUCUUGAUCGUUCUGAGUUAUCUCUUUACUGAUGCAUUACCGAGCUAUACACUGCCCGCAUUCCCGUCAAAUUGGAGUAACUUACCGUUGUUCUACGGUACUGUCAUGUUCUCGUUCGAAGGAAUCGCUGUGGUGCUUCCUAUCGAGAAUCAAAUGAAUGAACCCUAUCACUUCAUAUCAUCAACUGGUGUCCUUAAUACGUCUUUUAUAUUAGUGUUACUCUUAUAUUUAUUUGUUGGUUUCUUUGGUUUCUUGAAAUUUGGCGAUAGCGUCAGAGAUACAAUGACACUCAAUCUCCCACAAACACCAUUCUAUCAAGUGGUUAAACUGAUGUUCGUUUGUUGCGUUUUGAUAUCAUAUCCACUCCAAUUCUACGUUCCUAUGGAAAGAAUCGAGAAAUGGAUAUCACGUAAAAUACGGAAAGACCGACAAACAUUUCUCAUUUAUUUCAUUCGAGGCUGCGGUGUUCUCUUGACGUGUGUAACAGCUGAAUUAAUUCCUCAUCUGGCGCUUUUCAUCUCGCUCGUCGGGUCAUUCGCAGGAACUGUACUUGCAGUUGUAUUUCCACCAAUUAUUGACCUUCUAUGUUGCUACGCAAUGGGAUGUUUGAGCCGAAAAGUCUGGGCUAUUAACAUAUUUUUGAUGCUUUUCGCAGUGGUUGGAUUUACUACA